UCAACGUCGCUUCGUUUCGGGGGGAUUUUUUUUUUUGCGCGAAAGAAGAAGAAGUGUGACACUUCGUGGGGCGUUCAAGUUCUCCCUCGUGCAGCGAUGUCAGUUCUGGGCGUUUAACUGCACGCGCGCCAUGUUGCACUAGAAGGCCCACGCUGGACUGCGGGGUUUCUGUUAUUUACGCUCCAAGUGACUCUUGUUAUUUGUUUCAAGUCAAGCUACGGUCGUCUGGCUCCUCCGGAGAGACGGCCGGUCCCAUGCCAGCGCCCUGCUCGCCUGGCUGCACUCCACCCAGAGGACGGUGCCCUGGGCUCGGGGGUUAGAUGGUGCUGAUCACGGACGACAGGGAUGGAGGCGGCGUUUCGUCGCUCCGGGUUAAACAGCUCCAUCAGCAGCAUAAAGUCGGCGGAAACAACACCCAAGUCCACCCUACUAUUGUUGAGGAGCCGCUGUCCCGCCCCGACGACGAGGACUACCUGGGCUCGUGCGAGGAGGACGAGGAAGAGGACGACGACGACGACGAGUCCGAAGAAGUUGACUUUGAGGACUUGCAGGAUUGCCGGAGCAUCGUGUCGGACGACUCCUUCUACCCGCCGGACGAUGUGUUCGCGGACUCGGAGCGCACCCCGUCCCCGCAGAGCCCGGAGCCGCUGUCCCUCUUCCAGGCGUGCUGCUCCAACAACGCGUCCAUCGUCCGGAUGAUGGUGCGGCACGGCGUGAAGGAGGAGGAGGUCCACCACAAGGACAGGAACAACAGGAUAGGGCUGUUGGUCGCAUGCUACCAAGGUUAUGUGGACGUCGUCAUAGCGUUGUCUCAGUGUCCGUAUCUGGAUGUCAACUGGCAGGACAGCGAGGGAAACACGGCUCUCAUCACUGCUGCUCAAGCAGGCCACAUAACCAUCACCAACUAUCUGCUCAACUACUACUGCGGGUUGGACAUCGAGAGGAGAAACUGCCACGGCUUCACCGCUCUGAUGAAGGCCGCCAUGCAGGGCAGGGUGGAGUGUGUGCGCUCGCUCAUGAUGGCGGGAGCCGCCUUGAAUGCCAGGGACUCAGGCCGCAACUUCACUGCCAAGGAGUGGGCCUUUUUCACGGGCCGUUAUGAGACUGCUUGGGUGAUGACGCGCCUGAUGGAGCGGCCCUGCCCGCAACAGUACUGUGAAUCAUACAGUCUAGAGUGGCCCCCACUGGCAUCACUGGCGGCCAAAGCCCAGGAGCCUCGUGGCUGCCUGAAGCGUCUGUCCGACACCGUGCGGAACAUCUUCAACAUCUCGAAUGUCACCAACCCUGAGGAUCAAGGUGUUGUUGACCACAUGGUUUCUAUAACGACUGCCAUGAGGAGCCCAGUGGUUGCUGUGGCAUGCCAUACAGUGUGUCCAGACAGCCUCCCGAGUGUGGGCAAGCGGCGUUACGCGGUCCCGGAGAUCAUCCGCCAGCAGCGCGCCAAGGAGCUCCGCUCCAUCAACCCCGACAGGGUGGACACCCACCUCAAACUCUUCCAGAACUCCCGGGUCACGCUGGUGGCCAAGAACACGGCCGACCGGCGGGCCAGCCUGCAGGCCCAGGGCCUGCCGCCUCGACACAGGAGCUCCAGCCUCAGCGCGGCGACUCAUAACGAGGCCCUGGAGCUGCGGCGGACCAGCCUGCUGCCCAUGCACAUGGUGCUGAGGAGGAGCAGCGUCAGGCCGGGGUUCAGCAUCCCCAAGGUGAGGGUCUCCAAGGCCCCCACGCCCACCUAUCAUCCAGAGAAGAUACGGCGGAGGAGCAGCUCCAAGGAUGGAGGGGGGCACUUGUUGCAACCACCAAAGUGGCGGUACAAGGAGCUAAAAGAAGAACGGAGGAAAGCUGAGGAUGCAGAGAGGAGGAGGCUGGAGGUUUUAACCAAGAAACAUCUUGAUGGGAAAUAAUAUAGCUUACUAUACUUUCAGAGAUCAGAGUUUUGGCUUUAAUAUUUCUCCACAUGAUAGGAAUAACAGGAUGUGUUUUCUAAAACAAGAAUAAAAUACUGAAGGCUGCAAGGGAGGUGCAAGUUGGCAGCAUUACAUGUACAAUGCUCAGCGUUCUUCAUGAUGUCAACCAAAGAUUUCCGGGGGGAUUUGAUACUUGAAAGGAUUUGAAUUAACUUAUUUUUUGUAUUUAUUACUUUUUGAUGGACGGCCUAGUCUAUAUUUUUUAACGCUUUGGGUGUUCAAUACAACAGUGCUUUUACAGUGAGUUACACUGUAACCACAGCAGGAAUAAGUUAAUAUUUCUGCAUAAAAAUUCAAGCAAUUUAUUAAAGGUGUUAUAGUCGUGAAAUGAUUCACUGGAGAAUACCCAUCGGUGUGUCACGUUGACUGAAAAAGCUUUAACAGCAAUAUUUUAGAUGCUUCUUGUUCUGCUUUGUAAUGAAUCCAUGAAUGUAAUUACAUAAACUUUCUAUUUUAGAUUUUAAUGCUUUUUGAUGAGAAAUUUUAUUUUUUAUUAAAAUUUAGACUUUUUCACUUACUGAUGUACAAACAGCGAUGUUUUCUAGUCUUAACUCUCGAGACCAACACUGAAUUGUGAAGCACUGUUACUAUCUCAAAUGUUUACAUUGCAAAACCCCAAAUCAAUGUGCUGUAAGCCACCCUGCUAUUACAUUCAGUGUGUACAGGCUAUAGUGAUGCUUUAUUACAGUAAUCAACCCCCCCCCCCCAACACGUUUGUGUGGAAAGUUAAUAACAAAAUGAUGGUAUUUUCUACCCUUCUUUAUUUUUUAUAAAAUCAUUAAGCAAUACUGGCAUGUGUUGGAUCUAUCUAGGGUGAACCAACGUGACAUUAUAUGUGAUAAUAAUGCCGAACAUAUGGACCCUCUGAUAAAACUAGAUGAACCAUUAUAGAUUUAGUGGCAAGCUCCCUGUUUUAACAUUCAAACAGUGAAAAUAAUGGCUGUGAGUUUAAAACACACUGAACCGCAAGGAGAGCAUUGAUAAUGUCAGAGCGCAAUUUCACGGUCGUAACUCCUCACGGCCAUCGCAGCGUAAGUACCAUCCACAAGCGUGUGUCUAAUUAACAUGGUGAUGAGUUGCUAAGGGGUUACAAAAUAAUUUCAUCUAAACCCGACAAACUGACCAAACUGCAGUGACAAACGGUAACUGUGAGGAUUAACAUAUUUACCAUCAACAUUAGAGGAUUUUUCAUAUGAAAAUGGCUUCAUGCUGGCAAGGCACAAUCAUGGCCAACACUGUCUUCUGUUUGCAGUUUGU
Pungitius pungitius (ninespine stickleback) is the source of this 3224-nucleotide messenger RNA. RefSeq names its product ankyrin repeat domain 33ba (gene ankrd33ba). Gene Ontology annotation, molecular function: protein binding. The coding region runs from base 321 to 1904 and encodes 527 amino acids. The record is from RefSeq and is a predicted model, not a curated record. Lineage: Eukaryota; Metazoa; Chordata; Actinopteri; Perciformes; Gasterosteidae. The transcript has 6 exons.